GGUUUACCCAAGGGCUCGGUGGACCCAAGACCGGAGCCAGCAGCCGAACCCGCUGCGCCGGCACCCGAAUUUGAUUCAGCGGGUACAUCCCGUAUUAUUGCUGCUGCCAACAAAAGGAGGAGAAACCCCUCGGACAAAGGGCAGAAACCGAAAAAGAGGGCAAGAAGCGUCGUUCGGACUCUAAGAGACGAAACAGAGACCGAUUUCCUUGUUCGGAGGGUCGGUGUGACUCCCUCCGUUGACUCUAUACCGGAGGAGGAUACAACCAUUCCGCCGUUUCCUUCAGCCGGGAAAGAACCGUCAGCUCCAGCAUUGCACACAGGUGGGGAAGAAGUUCUUUACCCGACUCCUCUAAGGUCAAUUGAAUAUGUUGACAUUUCAGGUGACGCUUCAUCCGAGGAGACCCCCCUGCAAAGGACCAGAAGAUCCGGGCAUGCACCAACUGCCGAGGCCGAACAGAGGGCUGAGCCGGUCCCCGAGACCGAGGUUCCAUUGGAUACCGGUUCAACACCUGCCGGGGACCCAACUACAACACCCGAGGCACCCGCUCCUACCGAGGCUGCCGGAGCUGUUCCGGCUUCUCCUACUCCUGCUCCGAGGUCGGACAACCUCGAUGAUAUGUUCUUGGAUACCCCUCCUGCAACCGGGGAAGCUACCGAUUUCGGACAUCUCCCUAUCCCUCGAGUCACGAGGGCAGCCGGCCGGGCCACCGAGACUGGUUCGAGAGAUAGCCUGGUGCGUAUCUUCCCGGCCCCGAGUGUGGAACCUAGAAGGACCAGAUCGGUCAUGGUCACCGUCCCUGAGGAUUGCAGCUUUUUGUCUCGUCCGGUGGGAGUAGCAAGCUAUCUGAGGCCCCUCGUCUCGGACUCGGAUAAGCGGAAGAUGACCGGAGUCCCCUGGCAGAGUCUCAUUAACGAGGGCAUGCACGCGGGCAAUCGAAGUGUGGUGCUCGUCAAUGAAGCCUUCAUCCGUGCUCAGCAAGAAGAAGUUGACGACCUUAAGGGCCAGCUGGAUGCCCAGGGUCGAGAAACGGAGAAGUUCCAGCACCUUUUGCAAGUGAAGGAGGAUGAAUUGAACCGAGCUGUUGCCCUUUCCAACCUUCAACCCGAGCUCGAAGCAGCGAAGGCCGAAAACCUUCGGUUAAAGGAUGAAUUGGCCGGGAUGGUCGAGAAGAACCGGCUUCUGGAAGCGGACAAGGUCGGCCUUAGCCAAGAUAAUGCUCGUUUUUCUUCGAGGCUUGGUGAACUCGAAACCAUUAUCUCUCAACUCCGGGGGGAGCUUGACUUGGUCAAGACUGAUGCCGUGAACAUGGCCGAGAGGCAUCGGCUGCUUGAAUCCGAGAGUGCUAAGUAUAAGGAGAGGAUGAGGGUAUUCGAGCAAAAAGCCGAGGAUAGGGCCCGGAUAUGCGACGAGCUGAAAAUCGAACUCGAGGAGACAGCCGAGGCUAAUGACCUUCUCAGAGCCGAGCUCGAAUCGGCCAUUCAAAUCCAAGGAGUCCUCGAUGAAGAGAGAGAUGAAUUAGUGGCCAAGCUGGCCCAGGCUGAGGCCGAUUUGGCAGAAGCCCUUAGGAGUGUGGAGGCUGCCGAAGCUCAUACCACGAUUGCGGUGGAGUAUGAACGGUGGAAGUCCCGGAGGGCCACCCUUGAGCAAGCCGAACAUGGUUUUACGGAUCUCCCGGCCCUGAUACUCGAAGCCAGAAAGACCGAGGAGGAAGCCAAGAGAGCUCUUGAUACCGAUUCCGAGGAUUCCGAGCAGAUAGUAUCCGAGCAUUCUGGUUCCAGCUGCACCGGAUAG
Lycium ferocissimum is the source of this 1794-nucleotide messenger RNA. RefSeq lists its product as uncharacterized. The transcript has 2 exons. The record is from RefSeq and is a predicted model, not a curated record. Bases 619 to 1794 code for a protein of 391 amino acids. Lineage: Eukaryota; Viridiplantae; Streptophyta; Magnoliopsida; Solanales; Solanaceae.